GGGGACUGUAAACCUACCAUCCCGGAAUUGGAAGCUGAAGAAGAUUUGAUUGCUGCAGUUCAGCAAAUUGUGAAAGCAUUGGGAACGAAUAGGAAUUUGACGGAUGAUGCUUGGAAAAUAUUGGCAAAUUUAGGGUUACAAUUGUCUAAUAUUGCUAAAGUCAAUGAAAGCAAAGAGGAGGCGGAUUUGGAAGAAGAUGAAGGACUUUGUGAGACUGAGCAGCAGCUUAAUGAGAUUCGGGAUAAGAUCAUGGAUCGGGAGAAAGACGAUUCUAUGAUAUGGGAUCGUAGGCCUGAAGAAGCUUAUGAGUAUUUGAAGGUUGUGGACCGAGCUCAAAAGUUGACUAAGAGCUUGGAGAAUUUGAGUGUAAAUGGUUUUUGCAAUGCCAAUGCGCUCCUUCUUAGGGCUCAUGACGUUCUUCAAACGGCAAUGGCUAGGCUCGAAGAGGAUUUUAGGCACUUGCUCGUACAAAACAGGCAGCCUUUUGAGCAGGAGCAUGUCUCUUUUCGUUCAAGUGAAGAGGAUAUUGUGGAGGCAGGUUCUAUUGCUUCCUUCGGGGAUGAUUCUAUCGAAGAUGUAGUCCAAAGAGAUAGUGUGAGCCAACGCUCGGAGGAUUAUGUCUUUGAAUUGGUGCACCCUGAUGUGGUUCCUGACCUAAAAACAAUUGCUAAAUUGAUGUUUGACUCAACUUAUGGUCAGGAAUGUUCUCAGAUGUUCAUCAAUGUUCAAAGAGAUGCUUUAGAUGACUGCCUUUACAUCCUUGAAGUGGAGAAAUUAAGCAUCGAGGAUGUGCUGAAGAUGGAAUGGAAUACAUUGAAUUCAAAAAUCAGGAGAUGGAUGUGGGCUGUAAAGAUUUUCGUGCGGGUUUAUCUUGCCGGUCAAAAAUUACUUAGCGAUCAGAUUUUUGGAGAGCUCGAUUCGGCUAGUUCUGUUUGCUUCAUUGAGUCGUCAAAACCUGCAAUUUUGCAGCUUCUGAAUUUUGGGGAAGCUAUAGCCAUCGGUCCACAUCAACCUGAAAAGUUGAUUCGAAUUCUUGACAUGUAUGAGGUGCUUGCUGAUCUUAUUCCAAAUAUCGAUGCUUUAUACUCUGAUGAAACCGAGUAUCACAUUAGAACCGAAUGCCACGAGACCUUAAGGAGAUUGGGUGAAUGUGCUAAAGCAACCUUUCUUGAAUUCGAGAAUGCCGUUGCUUCCAAUGUGUCGGCCAAUGCUUUUCCCAGAGGUGGAGUCCACCAUCUGACGCGUUACGUUAUGAAUUACCUCAAGACUCUUACAGAUUACAGCAAGACUCUUGAUUUUCUCCUGAAGGACGAAGAUAAAGAAGAUUCUGUUUCAGUUUCUCCCGACACAAGUCCAGUCAGUGAAGAGGAAAGUGUUGGUAGAAGCUCAAGUGCUUCUCCAAUGGCUCUGCACCUCCGAGCCCUUAUUUCUAUUUUGGAAUGCAACCUUGAAGAGAAAUCUAAGAUGUACAGGGAAGAGUCGUUACAGCACCUUUUCCUGAUGAACAACAUACACUACAUGGCGGAAAAGGUUAAGAAUUCGGAACUCAGGGCAGAACUAGGCGAUGAAUGGAUUCGGAGGCAAAACAGGAAAUUUCAACAACAAGCAAUGAGCUACGAGAGAGCCACUUGGAGCUCAAUCCUCUCAUUACUUAGGGAUGAAGGGAUCCAAAAUCCUGGUUCAAAUUUAAUUUCAAGAACUAUUCUCAAGGAGAGGCUGCACAGCUUUUGUCUUGCUUUCGAGGAGGUCUACAAAAGCCAGACAGGAUGGUUAAUCCCAGAUGGCCAACUUCGAGAAGAUCUCCGAAUC
Olea europaea var. sylvestris is the source of this 1809-nucleotide messenger RNA. RefSeq names its product exocyst complex component EXO70E2-like. Gene Ontology annotation, cellular component: exocyst. Gene Ontology annotation, biological process: exocytosis. The transcript has a single exon. The annotation marks the transcript as partial. NCBI's taxonomy places the organism in Eukaryota, Viridiplantae, Streptophyta, Magnoliopsida, Lamiales, Oleaceae. Gene Ontology annotation, molecular function: phosphatidylinositol-4,5-bisphosphate binding. The record is from RefSeq and is a predicted model, not a curated record.